UAGCAAUUUCAUGGCAAUUCCAUUGCCCCAACUUUCCAAGACUGACUAUACCUGCGCUACAAUUUCCUCUAUCCUUUUUCCUGCAAAUCUUUUUACACAAUACUCGACCCUGACCCCUAUAUAUCAAGGGUCAGAAACUCAUCUUUACGUCACAAAAAAUGGAACCCAUUAAAAUUUGCAAAUCUUUUCGUAGUUUUUCUCCGAAGAAGCUUACAUUGAGCUUACUAAAGCCCAAAUCAAAAUCAUUAAACUCUCCCGGGACUCGGAAAUCACCAAUUAUGACACCACGAAGAAACUCGAGUUGUAUCAACUCCAGGGAGGAGGAGUUCAAGGAAGUUUUUCGUCGUUUUGACGGUGAUAAUGAUGGGAAAAUUUCUGCAUGUGAACUAAGAUCCUAUUUUGGAUCUGUGGGAGAGUAUAUGUCACACGAGGAUGCUGAAAUAGUGAUCAACAAUCUUGAUACAGAUAAGGAUAAUUUUCUGGAUUUUCAAGAUUUUAUGAAACUAAUGCAGAAAGAAAGUGAAGAGGAGGAUUUGAGAAGGGCCUUCGAAAUAUUUGAAUUGGAGAAAGGGUCGGGUCGGAUCACGCCCAGAAGUUUGCAGAGGGUUUUGAGUCGAUUAGGGGACUCAAAAUCAUAUGAUGAGUGUGUAGCCAUGAUUCAAGUUUAUGAUAUGGAUGGUAAUGGCGAACUUGAUUAUCAUGAAUUUCAGCAAAUGAUGAUGGCUUGAAUUUUGAUUGAGGUUUUCUUAAUUAUAUUUUUAAGAAAAUAAUGGGAAAAAAGUUUGAUUUUUCGUUAACUAAUUGUAUAGGUGGAAUAAAGCAUGCAAAAUCGUCUGCAGUGAAUAAUAAGUAUUGCAAUUUGUGGACAUAAGUUUGAGGUUUUUAAUUUUUUAUAAGUUUCAUCUGUACUUUGUAAGUUCUAAGCGAAAACUUAUUUGUUUGUGUAUGAUUGAUACCCUGGUUUGAAUAAAACUGUACAGAAAUAAGAAAGAAAUAUAUGCUAUAUAAUUUAUUGCUUAA
This is a messenger RNA of Olea europaea var. sylvestris, 1020 nucleotides long. RefSeq names its product probable calcium-binding protein CML41. Gene Ontology annotation, molecular function: calcium ion binding; enzyme regulator activity. The coding region runs from base 159 to 728 and encodes 189 amino acids. The record is from RefSeq and is a predicted model, not a curated record. NCBI's taxonomy places the organism in Eukaryota, Viridiplantae, Streptophyta, Magnoliopsida, Lamiales, Oleaceae. The transcript has a single exon.